Messenger RNA from Branchiostoma belcheri (Belcher's lancelet), 3143 nucleotides. RefSeq lists its product as uncharacterized. The record is from RefSeq and is a predicted model, not a curated record. The coding region runs from base 399 to 1457 and encodes 352 amino acids. The transcript has 5 exons. NCBI's taxonomy places the organism in Eukaryota, Metazoa, Chordata, Leptocardii, Amphioxiformes, Branchiostomatidae.
CAGCGGGACGUCCACGGGAAAAAACCUUCUCCCAAAUGUCACAUUUCCAAGUCAGAUGAGUCCUUUGUCCGCCGCUCACGUCACGUCAUUGUGGGGGAACGACCGGUUACAGAAGGGACGUUACGAUCCUGCUGGAUAGAGAAACACAAAAGACGGGCGGGUAUAAAACCCGCGAGCGUCCCUACCCGCGCUAGUACAGAACCUAACCCGCGUCAAGACAGGACAGCACGACACUCUACUUACGUACGGAACUUCUCAAGACUAAUUCUUACGACGGCGUGCUCAACUCGUUCUUAAGCUUCCUGCAAGAUCACCUGCAACGUGUUCUCCCAACGACGUAGCUGUGCGACUCCUUAAGGACUACUUGUUGACUUUUUAGUAAUUUUCCUGAGACGAAGAUGAACGUGACGUCAGUAGCGGUCCUUCUUCUCGCCGUCCUCGGUGUGCCGGUGUCCUCCCGCCCGAGGAAGAGUAAGACCCGCCCCGGUGCGGAGCUGUCCAGGCCCGGGCCCGUCCCGCGGGCCGACGUGCACCCCAUCUUCGGGCUUGAGAUGGGGCAAGCCCGCCCGACCGUCGACCGCUGCACGGAGCGCUACGCCGACGGGGACGAGGACGGGCAGGGCCGCCGGUACACCCGGAGGGAGCUCCGCAGGAACGACCUGGCCAUGGUCAACGUGCAUGCCUGGUUCGACCUAGAAAACCACUUCGUCAUCUUCCGCGUCAGCAAGUGUCACGUGCUCAGCUUCCCGGUGUGUUACGUCACCACGACCCUUGACCUGGGCCGGGACGAGCUGACCCCUGAUGACGGCCAGUGGCGCGAACUCAUCGGCAUGUUCGAGCAAGGAAAGGGCCCAGCGGAGUACUUCCGCGGCUAUGACUACACCACGGGCAUGGCUUACCUGGCGAACCACCCGAAGGGCCACCAGAUGUGCGCGGGAACCCUGCUGGUCUACAUCUUCGACCUGAAGCGCGUCAUGGAGCACAUGGAGCUCAUGAAGAAGCACCCGCGGCUCCAGACGCUCUACAAGCCCCGCAAGUUCCACGCACCCACACCGUUCGAAGACGACGCCUUGCGGGCCUUCCUGAAAGAGCAGCGGUCCGAGAAGAAGAAGCGCUCGCUGAACCGGAAGUCGCGUCACGCCCGCCGCCGCAACGACCGGAAACACAGCAGGCGCGACGUCAUCAGGCACGGCGAUGACGUCAUCGUCAGCGUGGAUGACGUCAACGAGGGAACAGCGACGCAUGCGCAGGACGAGUUCUCCGGAGAGAUGGACUAUGACGUGUCUGCCUUUGCAGCUACUGACGACCAGUCGGAGGUUGCCCCUAGCAACCCGUCGCGUUGCGUGGAGACUCGCGACUGCCGCCGGUACUGCAGCCGGUGGGACGAGGGGCCGUUCUGGCGCUACUGCCUCAAGUUCCGCGUCACCUGCAAGUUCGUCUGCCACAAGCAGCACUGACGGGGCAACGCCACGCUGCUGACACGUGAACGACACGUGAAUAACUAGCUACAGACACGUGAUGAUCACCUGCAAGUUCGUCUGCCACAAGCAGCACUGUCCGGGGCAACGCCACGCUGCUGACACGUGAACGUCACGUGAAGAACUAGGCACAGGCACGUGAUUAUCACAUGACAAACCGGACAUUGCCAUUGGCAGAAAAUCACGUGACAGAUAGGGCUAAGUAACCUAAGUCGAAAGUUGAACUUUUUGAGUGCAAUCAGGAUCCAAAGUCGUUGCUAGAAGACGGAGAGAAAAUGUACAGAUAUUUUGACAAUCAGAAUGUACAGAAUUAUUUAUUGCGAUUCCACGGCGUUUCGCUGGGUGGCGCUGUAAAGCUAUUGCGUCCGUCGCACAACAACAAGCGGUUUCCACACCGUGCACUUGUACAUAAGAACCGAUUAUGUGUGUUUGACAUAGACGUUAUGAAUGUAAGAGUCCCUAUUUAUGUAUGUAAGUCCUUAUUUAUUUGUACCAUAGAGAUGAACAAUCGGCCAUGACGCCGUGCGACAAAGUUAAGUUAAAGCUGAGUUUCAAUCAUUUCCCAGACUGGAGUCUUGUCAGGAGAAUAAAGAUAUAAACUGAGCUGGCCGUGUCUUUGUCUCUUCAUCAGUAACCAAUAGUUGAUCGCCAAUAAGAAAUAGCUCCUUGUGUCACUACAGACAUUAUUAUUAACAUCCAAUAGUUGAUCGCCAAUCCUUACCUCACUACUUAUAGUAAAUAACCAAUAGUCGCCAUCAUCAGUUCAGUCUAAAACUAUAUCUGAAGGGGUUGACUUCUCUUGGAAGACGUAAUGUCCCACCUUUUCCAAAAUUUGUGGGUUUUGGGAAGUUUUUUUGAUAGUUUUUCUUUGUCUGUAAGUUUAGAGAAAUUUGGAUAAAUUGUAGAAGAUUGAAUAGUCAACUCUACAAUGAUCAAGGACUUGUCUUUGCAAUGAACAGACCAGAAAGGCACUCAUCCUCGAAGUGGCCAUUUUUAUUACGCAAGCUGUACAAAAGUGAAGUUCAUUUGGACAGUGUUUUUGUAAUAUCCUUUGAAAAUAACGGCUAUGUGCUGAAACCUUCACAGAGCCCAACAUCAAUCCAACCACCUUUCUACAAUCCACUUCCAGAGCCUAAGAAUUUGGAGAUUCUUUAUUCAGACUUACUGAGAGAUUGUAUUGAGUGUGAAUGUUUGGAACUGUACUCUAUGAUCAGAGGGUAAUAUCCAAAUGAAUUACAUCGUACAAUUGAUUACUACAAUUGUAUAAGCAACUUCCUCACAUGAUUGCACCACCAGUCACUUUUUCGACCACCUAAGAAGUAUAAAUUUAAAGAUAUGAUGGCAAUGGUUUCUGAAAGGCUUUUAGUGUAAACCAUUCUUACUAAAUUCUGAGCGGUGCAGGUAAAACAUGUUUGUUGCAGGUAUGUAUAUUGUCAAUGUUACCUGCACCAGCACAGGUAUGCAAAUAAAAGUGUUUCGAGCCCUAAAUUAUAAUGCAUUAGUUUCUCCUGCUUCAGUUUAAAUCUGAAGUCCUGGAAAUUUACUGUACAUUAUUCAGCAGGAAUAAAAUGCCUUUGUGAAUAGUUUCAUCAUGUUGGUAAGUCACUGAAUAAAGAGACUCUUUUUACACAACCAAGACUUUUAUUCAGCCGACGUUUCGGUGAC